Temnothorax curvispinosus is the source of this 395-nucleotide messenger RNA. RefSeq lists its product as uncharacterized. The record is from RefSeq and is a predicted model, not a curated record. Gene Ontology annotation, biological process: sensory perception of smell. The transcript has 2 exons. The annotation marks the transcript as partial. Gene Ontology annotation, molecular function: olfactory receptor activity; odorant binding. Gene Ontology annotation, cellular component: membrane. Lineage: Eukaryota; Metazoa; Arthropoda; Insecta; Hymenoptera; Formicidae.
GAUAAGUUUAUCAGAACGUUCUCGAUAAGAUACUCUUUUUUGGGGAUUAGCGCCUUUGCAGGCACUGCAAUAGGAUCAGUAUUAAAUGUUAUGCAAGGUCAUAUACCUUAUCGAAUAUGGCUGCCAUGGGAUUAUAAUAUACCUCUAGUGUUCUGGAUUAUAUCCAUUCAUCAAAUUAUAACUUCAUUUUUUGCCGCAAUAAUAGGUGCCGGCACGGAUGCUCUAAUCCUCGCAUUGUCUUUGCAAACGUGCGCCCAACUUGAAAUUUUCGAAAGUCGUCUUCACAAAUUUAUAAUUAGUAAAACAGUUAGAGAUCUGGGACAUACACUUUCGACGUCAAAUAAAGACGAAGUGGGGAUAUCAGAAUGCGUACAUUAUCAUCUCAGCAUUUACAA